AUGAGCAGAUCUCUGAGAAGUACAAAAGGCUGCUGGACAUGUCGUCUCCGGCGCAAAAAGUGUGAUGAACGACACCCAGUAUGCCAGCUAUGCCACACCUUGGCGAUACCCUGCUAUGGCUACGGGCCUAAGCCGGACUGGAUGAAUGGUGGGGAUACUGAGAAAUCUCAGAUCCAGAGUCUAAAGCAGACUGUGAGGUACACGUCAAGACAACGUGAUAGGGCCAGACCUCAGCCGCUGCGUUCUCAAAGCCAAACUGUUCCUCCAUCAAAUGCUCCAGAGUCUGUUUUGGGACCGAAAUAUGCUCCUGGAGCAGCAUAUACACGUAUGGAGCAAGGAUAUUUAUCUCGGUCGGAUGCUUCUUCCUUGCAGAAGGAAACCGCGCAAGCAAGUGACACCCAGACAAAUCCCAUGCUCCUCAUGGGAGAUUUAUCGCUCUCCGAUACAAGACUUCUAAUGCAUUUUGUGGAUCAUGUCUAUCCAUUACAACUCCCCAUUAGCCAGUCAUCUGCCAUUCAAAAUGACCGCAACUGGCUUCUUCCAAUCAUCAUGCAUAUACGACCAUUCUAUCACUCAGUUCUCGGAUUAGCCGCGCUUCAUCAACGUCUUCUCACGUCACAGUCCAACGACGAAUCACAGCAGCUCCGUGCGCUCAAAUAUGCACAAAAACACCACUCGUUAUGCCUGCAAGAUCUACAAGUGGCAAUACAACUUCUCGGACCCUACAAAGUCAAAGGCGCCGAGUGUCCUAGAGGAGGGGUUGGAGUUCUUGCUUCUGUUAUUCAAUUAGUGCUUUUAGAGAUGUGUAUAGAUGAGACAGACAACUGGCAGGUCCAUCUCAAUGCCGCUAUUGGUAUGGUAGCAGGUGUCCACGGGGUGCGGCAAAGAACAGAAAUAGAUGGAGACCCUGUGGCUAUGUUGCACUAUGGGUGGGAGAAUUUCGAGGAUGAGCUAUAUCCCGAACAUCCUUUACUUCAACAACAGAGCUCCAUGAAUGCUCUGAUUGCUAUCACGAUAUACUUGGACGUGGUUUCUUGCGUUACCAUGGGAAAGCCCCCUCGAUUAUUGAAAAUUGUGCACGAUAUCACAGACGUGACUCCAUAUACUCAAGAGAUUCGAAACAUGUUCGGCCAGGAGUACUGGGUUAUUUUGCUGAUUGGGGAAAUAGCAGCGCUUCACCAGCCAAUUCUCGUUCCAGUAUCAGAAGAUGAUAGUGUUGGCAAUUGCUGCAACAGUGCACCCCAUGCAAAGCUUAGAUCUACUCUUCAGGGCUGGAUACGGAAAAAUGCUGAAUCUGUCGAAAAACUACAGUGCUCGGAGGAGUACACUCUUUCAGCGUCCACUUCCAUUCGCGUCACGACCUAUCUUUAUUCCCUUGCUGGCAUUAUUUACUUUCAUCUGACAACUGCUGGCGUUGACGACAGCUCCGGAGAAAUUCGGACCUGCGUGAAAGCAUUUAUCAAAUCAUUCAGCCUGACCAGACAUACAUCGACGCCUCAGAACCUUAUGUGGCCUGUUUAUAUUACUGCAUCAGUAGCCGUUGGAGAUGAGCGUCCUUUUUUCCGCACUAUCCUUUCUACAUCUGCUUCGUAUUUCUCGAUCGGGUCAUGCAGUAGAGUGCUGAAAAGGCUAGAGGAUAUCUGGGAAGGAAGGAGUGUUUCUGGAUCUCGGCUUUUCAGCACUGAUCUCUGGUGUCCGAACCUGUUAUUGAUUUGA
Messenger RNA from Talaromyces stipitatus ATCC 10500, 1716 nucleotides. Its product is annotated as C6 transcription factor, putative. Lineage: Eukaryota; Fungi; Ascomycota; Eurotiomycetes; Eurotiales; Trichocomaceae. The transcript is spliced from 2 exons. Gene Ontology annotation, molecular function: DNA-binding transcription factor activity, RNA polymerase II-specific; transcription cis-regulatory region binding; zinc ion binding. The coding region runs from base 1 to 1716 and encodes 571 amino acids. Gene Ontology annotation, cellular component: nucleus. Gene Ontology annotation, biological process: positive regulation of transcription by RNA polymerase II. The record is from RefSeq and is a predicted model, not a curated record.